GGUGUUGUGUUAUUUUCGACAAACGUCAUUCAAACGAAAAACAACAACAAAAAGGUUACACAAAAAAAGGAAUUACAGGAAAAAAACACACCAAUACACCUUGCAUUUUGCUUUCCACUUUUGUGUUGUCGCCUCGUUUCACGGGGAGAUGAUGUUAUGUUAGAUAAUUGGUCUUUUACUCAGUGGAUAUGCAUAGAUUGGUGAUUAGACAACGAUUCCGACCAGUCCACCACCGAACGAUUGGAUUCCAAAACCUCGAAUAAUUCCUACUACAGCAAGGAAGCGAACACUCGCCAAGGCAAAUUAGCAUCAGUGGCGUAGCAAAAUAUUUGUACCCCAUUCCAGCAUAUCCUUGCGGCAGCAGUGUGAAAGUUAAACGGGUGAGAAAGCAGUUGUGCGCAUACGUCCUCCCACGAACGACGUCUUACGGGUCAAGUGACGAAGCAGCAAACAGCAAGCACAACUAAAUAAACACCGAGUCCGCCACCGUGGAAAACAUGCCAUUCCAUAAGUACAUUUUUACACCGAGACUGUUGAAAGAAUACGAUGGAUCCCGGGACAAUUACGAACCGGGAACGUUGGAAAAAUAUGGAGAUCAGCUACUGACAGCUCUUAAUCUGAUGUGGAGUUUCAGCUACUACACCUCGCCUAUCCUCGUGUCCAUCCUCUAUCGACGCGGUUAUUUCGUCGCAGAAUCCGUUGGUACGUUUGCGAAGGUGACGACCGGUAUUGGGCUGUUGGUGGCCGUGUCACUGUGUAUGCGAGGUCUGGGACGGUCGAUGAAUAUGGUGUACGUUCGGUUUGCGGAAACGCUCGAAAAUGCACGUCGUAACAGUGAUCGCUGCGGUGAUGCAAAAACGGCCCUCCGACGAUACGACUUUGAUUUUCAUCAAUGGCCAAUCGAUUACAUCGUUAAGGGUGGAAGCCGUAAAACAACAGCUCAGCGUAAUAAGAACUUCUGGAUUUCAUCGCUCCCGUGCCAGAUUGCAGCUUACGUAGCUAUACACACGUUUGGCAUUCGUAUGAUCUAUCCUGGCUCGGUGCGAUUACUGCAAAGCUAUGUUGAACCGAUGCUGAUCGAAGGCCGGACGAAGCUGGUAACGCAGUGCAACGGACAGCGGAACAAAGUAAAAACCGCCGACGGGAACGAAAUAGAUACGAUCGUAGUUGAUAAUAGGCACAAAAGUGCAAACGGUAAAACGCUCGUCAUUUGCUCGGAGGGAAAUGCUAGCUUCUACGAGAUUGGCAUCAUGUCUACACCGUUGGAUUUAAAAUAUUCCGUGCUGGGUUGGAAUCAUCCCGGAUUCGCCGGAAGUAGCGGACGUCCUUACCCGGAUCAGGAUCAAAAUGCGAUCGAUGCUGUACUGCAGUUUGCCAUUCGGGAACUUGGCUUUAAGCCGGAAAAUAUUAUACUGUAUGGAUGGAGCAUCGGCGGUUACUCAACGCUUUAUGCAGCGUCCCAGUAUCCGGAGGUGAAGGGAGUAAUUUUGGACGCAACAUUCGAUGAUGUACUGCAGCUAGCUUUGCCCCGUAUGCCGGAACGUAUUUCAAACAUUGUCAAAAUAGCCAUCCGAGAUUACGUUAAUUUAAACAACACGGAACUGAUCGUUCGAUACAAUGGACCGGUGCUGUUGAUACGACGAACGGAAGAUGAAAUUAUUUGCUCAGAAGAUUCUAACCUUGGUACAAAUCGGGGAAAUUUCCUGCUCAUCAGUAUGCUUAAGUAUCGUUUUCCGAACAUCUUCAAGCCGGAACAGGAAGCGCUCGCGAGAGAGUUACUAUCGAAACCGGUUGAUUUCAUCAAGAAUGUGCCGGAAGAGUAUUGUAUCUCACUGCUGAUGUCCUACCUUAGCGACAAUGGCAAUAAUGGUACCAGCCGAAGCUAUCCCAUAGAAAUUGGUGCCGAAUAUACAACCGAGCAACGUAACUCUAUGGUUAAAUUUCUGAUUAAAAAAUACUUGUUGGACUUCAAAUCGACACACUGCACACCGCUUCCAGAGGAAUUCUUUCAGUCACCGUGGGAAAUUCCAUCCGAAACCGAUUAUGUUUUCACAUAAAAAGGACAGGCUAUUAAGUAGGCGCUGUGUAGUUUAUGGUAAGCUACUUUUCUACGUUGAACCAGUGCAGGGUUUUGCGUUUAAUUGUUUAUUAUUUGCCUGCUUUAAUCAAACCUUCUUCGUGUGCGUGUGUCAAAUCUUUCAUAUUCGCCAUUUUAGCUUACCCUGUGCUCUAUUCGUUUGGACUAAUCUAAUGCUCCAUAAAAAUACAAGAAGAGAGAACAAUUGAUCCUACUUUUUACGCAUAUAAAUAUUCACCCGUAGUACUAUUAACAUAUGGCUGGAGAUAGUAACACAUGGGCAAAUUUUGUUUUGUGCAUUUGUGACAGAAAAAUGGAAGCGUGUACUACUGCAACGAUUCCAGAUAUUUAGUACUAUAAAUCCAAAAAUUGAACUGAAAACGAAGACCAGAUUUAGGAGAAAGGGGUAGAAUGGCGGGAAGAAACGCAUCCAUUACAUUCGUAUAAAUGAUAAUAUGAAAACUUACUAUUGAUACAUGGUCAACUGAUAGGUGACGGUAAAGCAAGAGACGAAAAUGAAUGGUGUCCCCUUCAAGGUGAAGGAUUUUUCAACCAAAUAUCAGGAAUAUUUUCCUGCUCUGAUAGAUGGUAAACAGAUCUAAACUAUUUUACCCGUAGGGUGUGUAAUUCUGAUAUAAUCGAAGCGUGGCUGGUGAAAACAAAAUAAAACCUCACAUCAUAAUGUAUUUAUCAGCUGGUGCAA
Anopheles funestus (African malaria mosquito) is the source of this 2780-nucleotide messenger RNA. Its product is annotated as phosphatidylserine lipase ABHD16A. The transcript is spliced from 9 exons. Gene Ontology annotation, biological process: phosphatidylserine catabolic process; monoacylglycerol catabolic process. Gene Ontology annotation, cellular component: endomembrane system. Gene Ontology annotation, molecular function: glycerophospholipase activity; monoacylglycerol lipase activity. The coding region runs from base 498 to 2057 and encodes 519 amino acids. Lineage: Eukaryota; Metazoa; Arthropoda; Insecta; Diptera; Culicidae. The record is from RefSeq and is a predicted model, not a curated record.